AUGGAGAAUGAGCACUGGGAAAUCGUUAUGGGUAAAUGGAUUGAGGAGAACUUGUUGAGGAAGAAAAGUUUUUGGGAAGUUAAGAGUAAAACGCAAACUGGAUCGUGGAUGUGGAGAAAGUUGUUGAAGCUAAGAGACAUUGCAAAGACUUUUUACAUGAAAGAGAUUGGUAAUGGUCAUCAUACAUCUUUUUGGUAUGAUAAGUGGUCAGAUAGAGGAGUUCUAAUUGAUAUACUGGGGGGGAGAGGUAUCAUAGACAUGAGUAUUGGUCGAGCAGCCACUAUUAAGGAAGCAAGUCUGAGUAGAAGAAGGAAAAGAAGGCAUCGUACUGAGUUGUUAAAUGACAUUGAAGCCGAGUUAAAUGAGGUGGGGAAUCGUUUAUGUAUUGAGAAGGAAGAUGUUAGUUUAUGGAGAAGAGAAUCAGGUUAUAAGCAAGAAUUCUCGACUCAUGAGACUUGGAGUAGUUUGAGAGUGACCAAGACGCCUUGUUAUCUACUAUGGAUAGAGUCGCAAGAUGGAGCCAAGGUGUGGACACAACAUGUGUCUUCUAUAUGGGAAUCUCUUGUGAAAGGGAUAUUGAAGGAGACGUAUACAAAUGAGUGGAAUGCCACUGUGAACUUGAUAUCUGAUGAGAAGAUGGAAAGGAAGAGAUUAUUUUGUAUCAGAUACGCAUUUCAAAUAGCAUUGUAUACUCUUUGGAGAGAGAGAAAUAAGGUGCGUCAUGAGGAGAAGAUCUUGCCGAUAGAAGUGCUGAAGAAAUUGGUUGAUAAAAGGGGCUUUGAGGUGGUGAACAAACGUUAUAUGACCAAGGUUUUGAUGAUGAAGAUUCACAAUCAGGAAGUGGAUUCAGGACAAAACUAA
Messenger RNA from Brassica napus (rape), 861 nucleotides. RefSeq lists its product as uncharacterized. The coding region runs from base 1 to 861 and encodes 286 amino acids. The transcript has 4 exons. The record is from RefSeq and is a predicted model, not a curated record. NCBI's taxonomy places the organism in Eukaryota, Viridiplantae, Streptophyta, Magnoliopsida, Brassicales, Brassicaceae.